AUGGUAACAGCAGCAGGUGGAAACACAGCCAGGGUGGCUACGGAGCAGAUCAGUCACCAGUCAAGUCUCCUGAAGAAGCAGACAAAUGCGGCAGCGAGGAAAGGUCAUUCCAGUCCGAGUUCCUUGGGCGUGAAGAUGUGGUGGACACCUGACCGAGGCUUCGCUGACAGCACGGAGGUGCUAGAAAAAAAGAACUUUCCUGCUGAGGACGGGAGCCGACGUGUUGGCUGGCAACCUCUGCAGACAGACUGGAGGGCCACCGGUGUGUCAGCUUUUCUUGAAGGCAACAAAUACAAUGAGCUCACCACAGAAACCAACGCAGACCCCAAGAAGACACCUCUGAUUAAAACAAUCGGGACCAAGCCCCUCAAGCAUUCACCUCAGCACUAUACAACUUCUGCUGAUCCAAGCAAUCAUCAGACUCUGCUACCGGGGACCAGAACCACCAACGCACACAAGUCACAGACUACAUUGCAAAGAACAAAUGUUCAGCCUAUGAAAGCAACUGCUUUCUAUGGAUCAGGCAAUAGUUCUGAAUCUUCACAAGCAAAUUCAACUCUGACCACUUUCAUACCUCAAAACAAACCUGGCAUCUCCUCCAUCACCAUCAUCUCAAGAAAAGUGAGCAGAUCAAACAGUUUACCUGGAUUCAACUCAACCAGCAAAUCUCCUUCUCCUCCACUAGACCGCAAACCCAUGGAGCCAAACUCCCCACAGGUAACGGUGCAAAAAAAAGCCACGAUAGUCAAGGUGACAGAGAAACGAGUGUUAUCAAACCCCGGUUCAAGCGCAAGUCAGCCCAGGAUGCCACCAGCCAGUCAUGGUUUGGAUGCAGUGGUCCGCAGAAGAAAGGCCACCAUCAUCAAAGUAACAGAGCAUAGGGAAAGAUACAGUCCAGCCAAGCUUGCCACCAGAAAUCUAGAGUACAGACACAGUUACACUGAGGGACUGUCUCAGGACAAUCUACGUACAUGGAAUCAGAAAAACGUUUCAGAAGGCAAUACAGCCCUUCCCUAUCUUCGUUUGAAUUCUGCGCCAAACUCAAAUACAUUCACCCCCAACGCAAAAACCUAUGGUAUACACAGAUCUUCUAUGAAUCUUUUUGUAAGCAAUCCCCCUGCUGCACCACCCUCUUCCUCUGAGGUUUCUGCAAAGGUUGUCAGACCGAGAUCGAGCAGGCUGCAGAGACCAGUGAGCUGCUUUGGCGGUUUGAUUGGACACACCGAGGCGAGCAGGGACACUGCUGCCCAUUCAGCUGCCAGGAAAUGGAGCCUCGAGCUUCCACAGGAGACCCAUAUCAACCCUGUGAACUUCAACAGUGGUUUCAUCAGCCUUGAAAAAGCAGCAAAAGAAGCAGGUCAGCCUGUGGCAGACACCCUCAACCCAGGCAGAGACGAAAAGGAGAGAAGGCUUCCAUCAGUGGAUGGAAUGAGAAGAGCAUCCCCAAGUCUAACACUCAUCAAGACCCCGGAUCCCCAUCAGUCUCAAGAGGAAGUGCUUGCUCUCAAUGCAGCAGCGAUCAUAGCAAAUAUCAAACUCCAGAGACAACUCAGCAAGAAGAAAACACAGAGCAGCAGCGCUGAGAGGGACUCCGCAGCGUCGCCCCGGGGAACUACUGUGACAGAUGAGAGGAAAUACACCAGUUCAGAGCAAAGCUGCCAGAAACAGCCUGAUGCGGACCCUGAAAGGUCACCUGGAACU
Nematolebias whitei (Rio pearlfish) is the source of this 1701-nucleotide messenger RNA. It is a transcript of the gene c17h10orf90, whose product is annotated as chromosome 17 C10orf90 homolog. The record is from RefSeq and is a predicted model, not a curated record. NCBI's taxonomy places the organism in Eukaryota, Metazoa, Chordata, Actinopteri, Cyprinodontiformes, Rivulidae.